This is a messenger RNA of Osmerus eperlanus (European smelt), 1060 nucleotides long. RefSeq names its product cerebellin-2-like. The coding region runs from base 227 to 934 and encodes 235 amino acids. Gene Ontology annotation, molecular function: protein binding. NCBI's taxonomy places the organism in Eukaryota, Metazoa, Chordata, Actinopteri, Osmeriformes, Osmeridae. The transcript has 5 exons. The record is from RefSeq and is a predicted model, not a curated record.
CUCACUUGGAAGACCAUGAAGACGUCAGUGUGCUAGCCGACUUGGCACAUCCUAUCCCUCUCUGGGUUGACUUGUCUGAAGUACCUUCUGUCUACCUGUUGGUUUUGGAGCCUGUAAAUGUUGACCUGUAUGUGAGUGCACACGUUGGAGCUUUCAUAGGAUCCAAACCAGAGGAGAGCUUUCUGUUGCUGUCACAUAUUUAUCUGUACAGAUCCCCAGUACUGACAUGCAAGCUGCAGUGUCUCAUCUGCUCCUCUUGGGGGUGCUGUGUCUCAACUUCAGAGUCCAGGCCUCAACUCUGAGAGAAGCAGCAGGAGAGUUGGAGGGGGUCCUGCCCUGUGGCUCCUGGGACUGUGAGUGUGCGUUCACCCGCCAGCGAGGCUGCUGCUGUGCCUCAGGGCAGUUCCACAAGCUGGAGGAGCUGGUCUUCCAGCGCAUGACCGACCUGUGGAGCGGCCUGUCCCGGCUGGACUAUCACGUCCAGCAGGCCACAGAGGGGAUGGGCGUGGCUUUCAGUUCCUCCAGAGCCCCGGGCAACCAGUGCUACGGCCCCUUCAACCGGAACAUGCCCAUUCCCUACAGCGUAAUCUCUCUCAACAAUGGCAACGGCUACAACCCUGCCCUAGGGGUGUUCACGGCCCCUCACGCCGGCCUGUACUCCUUCAGCUUCACGGCCUACUCCAAGGAGCCGAGCGCCAACGACAGGCUGUACUACCAGGUGCAGCUGAUGAGGAACGGCGAGGUGAUGGCGUCCACGUGGGAGGACAACAGGGAGGACUCGGAGGACAGCGCCACCCAGACCGUGCUGCUGGCCCUGGAGAGGGGAGGCCAGGUUUACGUGGACCUGUUGCCGGGACGGCAGCUUUGUGGAGACGCCAUGGGCCGGAACAGGUUCUCUGGCUACAUGCUGUACCCUGGUGAGGCCCAGGGCUAAGCCACAGAGACACACAGGCCAGCCAUCACCACACACAUCCAUUUGGUCUCUGAUCCUAGACAGUCAUAAUCUGAGUAAAUGCAUUUUGUAGUUCUUGUGGGGGAGGGGAAUAAAGUAUUUUGAAAA